UCAUCAGCAGACGACCCUUUUGUAACCCACUAUGCUUUAAAAUGUAAACUGUGGGGGCAUUUUCCUUGCAUUGUCCAGAAGGAACUUUCUCCUGCCUGAGCCUGGAUUAAUCAUGAGAGAGCUCGUCAACAUUCCACUGGUACAUAUUCUUACUUUGGUUGCCUUCAGCGGGACUGAGAAACUUCCAAAAGCUCCUGUCAUCACUACUCCUCUGGAAACAGUAGAUGCCUUAGUUGAAGAAGUGGCUACUUUCAUGUGUGCAGUGGAAUCCUAUCCCCAGCCUGAAAUUUCCUGGACCAGAAAUAAAAUUCUCAUUAAGCUCUUUGACACCCGGUACAGCAUUCGCGAGAACGGGCAGCUCCUCACCAUCCUGAGCGUGGAAGACAGUGACGAUGGCAUCUACUGUUGCACAGCCAACAACGGCGUGGGGGGCGCCGUGGAGAGCUGCGGGGCUCUUCAAGUGAAGAUGAAGCCGAAAAUAACUCGUCCUCCCAUAAAUGUAAAAAUAAUAGAAGGAUUAAAGGCAGUUCUACCAUGUACCACAAUGGGCAAUCCCAAACCAUCAGUGUCAUGGAUUAAAGGGGACAGUGCUCUCAGGGAAAAUUCCCGCAUUGCAGUUCUUGAAUCUGGGAGUUUAAGGAUUCAUAAUGUGCAAAAGGAAGAUGCAGGACAUUAUCGAUGUGUGGCAAAAAACAGCCUCGGGACGGCAUAUUCCAAAUUGGUGAAGCUGGAAGUUGAGGCUCUUAAUAUGACAAAUGCCACAGAGAGAGAAGAAAGUGAACCUGAACAAGAUACUAAAGUUUUUGCCAGAAUCCUGCGGGCACCUGAAUCCCACAAUGUCACAUUUGGCUCCUUUGUGACCCUUCGCUGCACAGCAACAGGCAUCCCUGUCCCCACCAUCACCUGGAUUGAAAACGGAAAUGCUGUUUCUUCUGGGUCCAUUCAAGAAAGUGUGAAAGACCGAGUGAUUGACUCAAGGCUGCAGCUGUUUAUCACUAAGCCAGGACUCUUCACAUGCAUAGCUACGAACAAGCAUGGAGAGAAAUUCAGCACUGCAAAGGCCGCAGCCACCAUCAGCAUAGCAGAAUGGAGUAAACUACAGAAAGAUAACAAAGGUUACUGCGCCCAGUACAGAGGGGAGGUGUGUGAUGCUGUCCUGGCCAAAGACGCUCUUGUCUUCUUCAACAACUCCUAUGCAGACCCGGAGGAGGUCCAAGAACUACUGGUUCACACCGCCUGGAAUGAACUGAGAGCAGUGAGCCCAUUUUGCCGGCCGGCUGCCGAGGCUUUGCUGUGUAAUCACAUCUUCCAAGGCUGCAGCCCUGGAGCAGUGCCUACUCCUACACCCAUCUGCAGAGAAUAUUGCCUGGCAGUGAAGGAGCUCUUCUGUGCAAGAGAGUGGCUGGAAAUGGAAGAAAAGGCUCACAGAGGACUCUACAGAUCCGGGACGUACCUGCUCUCCGUGCCAGAUUGCAACAAGCUCCCCAGCAGGCACUGGGACCCCAUGACCUGUACCAGCCUGCCAUAUUUAGAUUAUAAAAAAGAAAACCUAACAACAUUCCCACCCAUGACAUCCUCAAAGCCGAGCGUGGACAUUCCAGACUUGCCUUCCUCUUCCUCUUCCUCCUUCUCUGUCUCACCUACAUACUCCAUGACUGUAAUAAUCUCCAUCAUGUCCAGCUUUGCCAUAUUUGUGCUUCUUACUGUAACUACUCUUUAUUGCUGCCGAAGACGAAAACAAUGGAAAAAUAAGAAAAGAGAAUCGGCAGCGGUGACCCUCACUACUCUUCCUUCUGAGCUCUUGCUAGACAGACUUCAUCCUAACCCCAUGUACCAGAGGAUGCCACUCCUUCUGAAUCCCAAAUUGCUCAGCCUGGAGUACCCAAGGAAUAACAUUGAAUAUGUGAGAGAUAUUGGAGAGGGAGCCUUUGGAAGGGUCUUUCAAGCAAGGGCUCCGGGCUUACUUCCCUAUGAACCUUUCACAAUGGUGGCAGUGAAGAUGCUCAAAGAAGAAGCCUCCGCAGACAUGCAAGCAGACUUCCAGAGGGAGGCAGCUCUCAUGGCAGAAUUUGAUAACCCUAACAUUGUGAAACUCUUAGGCGUGUGUGCAGUCGGGAAACCCAUGUGCCUGCUCUUCGAAUACAUGGCCUACGGCGACCUCAACGAGUUCCUCCGCAGCAUGUCCCCGCACAGCAGGCGCAGCCUCAGUCACGGCGACCUGUCCGGGAGGGCCCAGGCGUCCAGCCCUGCCCCGCCGCCCCUCUCCUGCGCCGAGCAGCUCUGCAUCGCCAGGCAGGUGGCCGCUGGCAUGGCUUACCUCUCGGAGCGCAAGUUUGUGCACCGGGAUCUGGCCACCCGGAACUGCCUGGUGGGCGAGAACAUGGUGGUGAAAAUCGCCGACUUCGGCCUCUCCAGGAACAUCUACUCGGCGGACUACUACAAAGCUAACGAAAACGACGCCAUCCCCAUCCGCUGGAUGCCGCCCGAGUCCAUCUUCUACAACCGCUACACCACCGAGUCGGACGUGUGGGCCUACGGCGUGGUGCUGUGGGAGAUCUUCUCGUACGGCCUGCAGCCCUACUACGGCAUGGCCCACGAGGAGGUCAUCUACUACGUGCGCGACGGCCACAUCCUCGCCUGCCCCGAGGACUGCCCCCUGGAGCUGUACAACCUGAUGCGCCUGUGCUGGAGCCAGUUGCCCGCCGACAGACCCAGCUUCCCCAGUAUUCACCGCAUCCUGCAACGCAUGUGCGAGAGGGCGGAGCGCACGGGCAGCGGCUGAGGGCGGAAGGCUGCCCCUGGGGAAACGCUGUCGGGUCUGGGACUCGAAGAACCACCGCCCCGGGCCCCAGAUGGGAAGGAAUGCGGGCGCACACCGGAAGCGUGCGGUCUGCGGCUCGGGCAGAACGGAGCAUGCGCAGAACUCACGCGGGAGACCGACCCAUCGCAAGUCCGCUGUUGGAAAGGCCACCUGGGUCUCCUGUGCGGGAGAGUGGCAUCUUUUUCGGUCCCUGAAUUAGCUGGCAGCACAGACUCUGCUGCAUUACAUUUUAAUACGAAAUGUGAUGCAGAGCUUCAUUUUUUAAAUAGAGUUAAUUCCCGUCCGUUAUGAAAGUAGUGUAUCUUCGUGGAAGACGUUUAGGUCAAGUACGGAACGCUAAGAAGGAAAAACCAUUCAUCGUCUCCCCACCCGAAGACGGGUGCUGGUUUGUUUUCUUAUUGAAUUACUUUCUCGCAUUUAUGAGUCAUUUUAUAUUUGUUUGUAUUCUACAGAGUUGUGGUUAUACUUUAUUGAGAGAGGGCUUCUAAGGAAUAAAAUGGUAAAUCAGUAAGGCUGUAUUUUUAUUGUGAUUUUUAGUUUCCUUUUCUUUGUGAUGCUUCUGCGGAAGUUUCUCCUUUGUGUGUGCCCCUGUCAUAAAUUUCAUCUGCUUAUUUUAUUCCUACGGUUUUUCUGAAAAAAACUUUUUGUGUCUCAUUAAUUUACCUUUUUCUUUGAAAUUUUUAUUGAUUAUCUUUUCCUUCGCUUUCUUUA
Ailuropoda melanoleuca (giant panda) is the source of this 3532-nucleotide messenger RNA. RefSeq names its product muscle associated receptor tyrosine kinase (gene MUSK). The transcript is spliced from 17 exons. The record is from RefSeq and is a predicted model, not a curated record. NCBI's taxonomy places the organism in Eukaryota, Metazoa, Chordata, Mammalia, Carnivora, Ursidae. Gene Ontology annotation, molecular function: transmembrane receptor protein tyrosine kinase activity; Wnt-protein binding; ATP binding. Gene Ontology annotation, cellular component: signaling receptor complex; plasma membrane. Gene Ontology annotation, biological process: multicellular organism development; protein phosphorylation; cell surface receptor protein tyrosine kinase signaling pathway. The coding region runs from base 113 to 2782 and encodes 889 amino acids.